CCUUUUUCGGCUGCUAUACUGAAGGAUGCAGAAACCUCCAGAAAUUCAUGACGGUGGCCAUCACCAAUCACAGCAAAACUUAUGGCCCGUUAUUCAAUAAAGCUCCCAGAUCUCUCCCAUUCGAUAAGCUCACAGGUGUGUAUUUGUUUGUGUCUUAGAGAGAAAAGAUAAAGUCCUUCAGUAUGAAGAAUGAAGGAGGAGGCGGUUCAGGGGUAUCAACUGCCUUGAAACCCACAAAUUUUGCGCUUCUUUCAGAAGGUUGUGUGGCGUAUAUUUUAUCACAAACCUCACCUCGCGAUGCGGGUAGAGCGUCUUCGAUUUCUAGGGGUUUCAAGUGCUUCGCUAAUUCUGACGCCGUUUGGGAGCAAUUUUUGCCGUCGGAUUACCUGGACAUCAUUGCUCGAUCGGUUUCUCCGGUGGUUUACUCAUCCAAGAAAGAGUUAUACUUCCGUCUUUGUGAUUCUCCCAUCCUUCUGGAUGAUGGCAACUUGAGCUUCUACCUUAAUAAAAAGAAUGGAAAAAAAUGUUUUAUGCUAGGAGCACAGGCACUUUCAAUUGCAUGGCAAGAAACUUUAGUUUUCUGGAGAUGGAGAUCUUUACCUGAAUCAAGGUUUUCAAAGGUAGCGGAGCUUUUAGCUGUGUGUUGGCUUGAAAUAAAGGGAAAGUUUAGAACAAAAAUGCUGACAUCAGCGACUAGUUAUGCAGCAUACCUUGUGUAUAAAAUUGGACAGGUGUCACAUGGGCUUGACUUCACGGGGAAGACAUUUGUGAGACAUGUUGGUGGAAUUGGAAGAGAUGAUGACGUGGCAACCACUGUUUACUUGAAACCACCAAGGACAGGUGGUGGUUUGCAGGAUGGGUCUAGAGAUGGGGAGGUGAUGGGUGGGGGCCCACAAAGGCGGGUGGAUGGGUGGAUGGAGAUUGAAUUGGGGAGAUUUUAUAAUGGUGAGAAUGAGAUUGAUGAUGAAGUGGAAUUUUGUUUUAUGGAGACACGUGAGCUUCAUUGGAAAGCUGGGCUCAUUGUUGAAGGUAUUGAUAUUCGUCAUUUGGAUUAAAGAAAAUUAUGUGAUUCAUUGAGGGUAUUUUGGUCAUUUGAAAUGGCUGCAAAAAGGAAAUCCCAGAUUGGGUUGAGGUUAGAAAGAGUUGGAUGAAAAAAAGGAGCAAGCUAUCUAUAUCUAAUGACUCAUACCUGUAGAUGCAAUCCAGCUUUUAAAAUUCUUAAUGGGGUUUUGAAGGAAAUGAAUUGCACUAAAGGAAAAUCCCUCUUGUAAUACUUACUAAUGGCAGA
Messenger RNA from Lactuca virosa, 1288 nucleotides. NCBI's taxonomy places the organism in Eukaryota, Viridiplantae, Streptophyta, Magnoliopsida, Asterales, Asteraceae. The record is from the annotation of a GenBank genome assembly.